Molecule: messenger RNA, 561 nt
Organism: Parnassius mnemosyne (clouded apollo)
Lineage: Eukaryota; Metazoa; Arthropoda; Insecta; Lepidoptera; Papilionidae
Source: the annotation of a GenBank genome assembly
AUGCUUGAACGCAGAGCAAGAAGAAAGCGAAAGAAGACAUGUUUAAGGUUUUUCCAACUGUACCAAACCAUCACUGCCUACUGCUUGGGCAACGGACUGGCCUACGAAGGUUCCUUAAUUGAUGGUGCUCCCUGCGGCGCCCCUUGGGGAGGCUUUGGCUGGUCUGGCUUAGACUGGAACGGUGCCGGUUGCGGUCUAGCAGCCAUUCCAACUGCUAGCGGCGGUGGUUUCCCUGUCGCCAGUGCGUCUCCCAUCCCGCCUGUUGGAGUGUCUGUUCUCUCAGAGAACGAGAUCGCAGGAAUCCUGGCUGUCGGUGGUGAGCUGCCUUUCCUAGGCACCGUUGGUCUGGAGGGUGUGCUUCCAACUGCUGGUGCUGGUGCCGUCUCUUACGGUUGCGGAAACGGUGCCGUGGGUAUAAUAAGCGAAGACAUCGCCGCGUCCGCUUGGGGUUAUCCGGGCGCCCCUGGGUUGGGUUACGGACCUGGCCUUGCUAACGGAUUUGGUUACGGUCCCGGUCUCGCUGGACGCGCCAUCGGUGGUUGCGGAUGCGGUAUCUAUUAA